Molecule: messenger RNA, 2129 nt
Organism: Cygnus atratus (black swan)
Lineage: Eukaryota; Metazoa; Chordata; Aves; Anseriformes; Anatidae
Gene: ESRRB
Product: estrogen related receptor beta
Exons: 7
Coding region: 35-1399 (454 amino acids)
Biological process (GO): regulation of DNA-templated transcription
Cellular component (GO): nucleus
Molecular function (GO): zinc ion binding; nuclear steroid receptor activity; steroid binding
Source: RefSeq, a predicted model, not a curated record
UUCUCCUCCGACCGGGAAUGCUCAAACGGGACUGAUGGACAUUUCCGAGCUGUGCAUCUCCGACCCGCUCGGCUACCACAACCAGCUGCUUGGCAGAAUGGCCACGGAGGAGCGGCACCUCUCCUCCAGCUGCGGGUCCUUCAUCAAGACCGAGCCCUCCAGCCCAUCCUCUGGCAUCGACGCCAUCAGCCACCACAGCCCGAGCGGCUCCUCUGAUGCUAGCGGUGGCUACGGCAUUGCGAUGGGUGGCCACCCCAAUGGCCUGGACUCACCGCCCAUGUUCAAUGGCACAGGGAUUGGCGGUGGGUCCUGCCGUAAGCGUUACGAUGACUGCGCCAGUGCCAUCAUGGAGGAUUCGCCCACCAAGUGCGAAUACAUGCUUAAUGCGAUCCCCAAGCGGCUGUGCCUGGUGUGCGGGGACAUUGCUUCAGGGUACCACUACGGCGUGGCUUCCUGUGAGGCGUGCAAAGCCUUCUUCAAGAGGACUAUUCAAGGGAAUAUUGAAUACAGCUGCCCGGCCACCAAUGAAUGUGAGAUCACGAAACGGAGGCGCAAGUCCUGUCAGGCCUGUCGCUUCAUGAAAUGCCUCAAAGUGGGGAUGCUGAAAGAAGGUGUUCGUCUGGAUCGAGUCCGAGGAGGCCGCCAGAAGUACAAGAGGAGACUGGAUUCUGAGAGUAGCACUUACCUGAGCUUACAGAUCCCUCCUCCAGCUAAAAAGCCACUGACUAAGAUCGUCUCCCACUUGCUGGUGGCAGAGCCAGAGAAGAUUUAUGCCAUGCCUGAUCCAACCAUGCCGGAGAGUGACAUCAAAGCCCUGACAACCCUCUGUGACCUGGCAGACAGGGAACUGGUGGUGAUCAUUGGCUGGGCAAAGCACAUCCCAGGGUUCUCCAAUCUCUCCCUUGGGGACCAGAUGAGCCUCCUGCAGAGCGCCUGGAUGGAAAUCCUCAUCCUGGGCAUUGUGUACCGCUCCCUGCCAUACGAGGACAAGCUUGUCUAUGCUGAGGACUACAUCAUGGAUGAAGAACACUCUCGUCUGACGGGGCUACUGGAGCUCUACCUGGCCAUCCUACAACUGGUGCGCCGCUACAAGAAGCUCAAGGUGGAAAAGGAGGAGUUUGUCACGCUCAAAGCUCUGGCCCUCGCCAAUUCAGACUCCAUGCACAUAGAGGACAUGGAUGCAGUGCAGAAACUCCAGGACCUUCUCCACGAAGCCCUGCAGGACUACGAGCUGAGUCAGCGGAAUGAGGAGCCCCGGCGAGCAGGCAAGCUGCUCCUGACCUUGCCCCUCCUGCGGCAGACGGCCGCCAAAGCUGUGCAGCACUUCUACAGCAUCAAACUGCAGGGCAAGGUUCCCAUGCAUAAACUCUUCCUAGAAAUGCUAGAGGCAAAGGUCUGACAGCCCCAGCGCCAGCCGACAGUGGCCGGGGAACAAACUAGAAACAAAGAUGCAGACAAUGGAGCAAUCCAAACAGCAGCAGCAGCCACCGCCGGCUUUUAUCUCCAAUCAUUUAUUAUGGAAGAAUUAUUUAAUGUCUAUCUGUCGGCGUGACUGCAGAAUCUUGUGUACAGGAGGGGGGAAACUCUUUUAAUCAGUCACCUGUUUCUCUUUUUUUCGUUUGUUUUCUCUGUGGGAAAUACCAGAAUAUGCUCUUGCACUUGUUGAGGCGGUCGUUGGGGCUCAGCCCCUCUGAGCGGUGAUGCUCUUAGCACUGUCCAGGCCGCCUGCUCCCCAGCUCCCUCCGCCAGUGCUGGAGGGGGACUGGGGACUAAAGCAGGAAGAGAGGAAGAAUAGAGUCGAUAUAAACUUUAUCUGCUGGUGUUGCGAGGGGUCAGAUAGAAGGGGAAGCAGCCAGGGUCCUUCAUUUUGCCACCUCUCUGGUUCUAACCGUAGGGCAGGUGCUCCUUUGGAGAGGAGCGCUACUGGACCUCUCCUGAUCGCAAUGGCUGCCUCCCGGGCUCCUCUAGCGACAGCUAACACUUGUACAUACAGGCCCCACUUCUUACCGGGAAAGAUGCUCCUAACUGUGUAAGAUAUUCUGCGACCUUGUACAGUGUGUCAUUACGCCUGGCUAGUCCCUCCCAUGCACAAUCCCCACAGGACCCUGAAGAGGCAGGAUGUACGUCCC